GCAACACGUUCGUCCUUCGCUCAAAUGUGUCCUCCAUUUGACACCUGCUGUGUUAUGUGUGUUGCUCGCUACGGAAAAUCAAAAGUUAUGUAGGUUAUGAAAACUUCAUUUAAGUGCCUCGACGGAGAAAUUCCCCCAGAGACAAUAAACAGCAUCGCGAACUGACGUAGGAUGGCCUCCCCUUCACCCCACGACCGCAGUCGCAAAGACGAUGAGGAUGACCCUGUCGAACAGAUGAUAUCCCGCACUGGCUGUGCAGAGCUCCACUAUGCUGUGCAGGAGUGCAUGGCUGAACACCAGGACUGGCGAGUGUGUCAGAACCAGGUGCAGACUUUCAAAGACUGCAUGAUGAGCUUCCAAAAAGCUCGGAAAGAACAGCUGAUAAAGCAGCGAUCAGCCUCCACCGAGUCCUCGCCCAGCUGAGCUCACAACACCACCAACACACAGUUGGAUCAGUUUGGAACCUGACUGACUCAUUUAAAGUGGAAAGACUGUACCUAAUAUAAUUGUUUAGAAUGAAAAUAAAGGACAAAUAGCAACAUAAAAUCCUAAUUUGGACUUUAAAGUGUGUGCUAUCGAGCUAAUACUUGAGAUUUAUCAGCUAAUAUAAACUUAUUAAAGACUUUUCCUACCAGUAUGUAUGUUGGUUGUUGAGUAACAAGAAAUUGAAGCAUAGAAAUGUCGAAUACAUUUGAUUAUGUGGGAAGAAAGACCAAAGAAAACACUGUAAAGUACAUUUUUUUCAAUAGUGAAAUGCUUUUCAUGUCUAUUUUGGUCACUAAUGUGUUCUUUAAAAAAUAAAUAAAAAUGAAUCCUCCAUUA
Molecule: messenger RNA, 822 nt
Organism: Acanthochromis polyacanthus (spiny chromis)
Lineage: Eukaryota; Metazoa; Chordata; Actinopteri; Pomacentridae
Gene: coa4
Product: cytochrome c oxidase assembly factor 4 homolog, mitochondrial
Exons: 2
Coding region: 172-423 (83 amino acids)
Biological process (GO): mitochondrial respiratory chain complex IV assembly
Cellular component (GO): mitochondrial intermembrane space
Source: RefSeq, a predicted model, not a curated record